This is a messenger RNA of Fomitopsis serialis, 1530 nucleotides long. RefSeq lists its product as uncharacterized. The transcript is spliced from 2 exons. The record is from RefSeq and is a predicted model, not a curated record. NCBI's taxonomy places the organism in Eukaryota, Fungi, Basidiomycota, Agaricomycetes, Polyporales, Fomitopsidaceae. Bases 1 to 1530 code for a protein of 509 amino acids.
AUGUCGCCGACACUUACUGGCGCUGCUGCUGCUGCCUCGUCGUCUUCCGCUGACUCCUCUGUCAGCGCCGGCGCUGUUAUCGGCGGUGUCGCUGCCGGUAUUGUCGGAGUCGCCGCUCUUGUAUUUGCGGCCUUGUUCCUCAUACGCCGCAAGAGGAAUGACGCCCCACUGGAUGACGACUUCAACCCGCACAACUUCAAGCACCAGUCCGUCAUCCUUCCGGACGAAGGUGUGCUGUCGCGCGCGAGCUCCGUCAAUCGCAACUACGCCGAACGCGACGAUCGUUCCCUCACGGGGCAGACGAUAGCCGCCGUGCCGCCGUCGUUCGGUGGGUCGUACGCGGGCUACGGCGGGGACAACAAUUACUACGGUCAGCCGUACGCGCCCUACCAGGCUCAGUAUGGCUAUAGUCCUGGGCAAUACAUGAAUAGCCCGUCGACGCCGACUACGCCAUAUGCGGCAACGCCGACGUCCGCUACGCCGUUCAUGAACAACCAGUCUCCUUACGGUGUUAUCUUCCAGGCUCCAGGCUCCCCCGUCACUCGUCAGCCAUCCAAUGGUGCCGCGCAGUACCUGAACCGCCAGCCGUCCAUGGGCAACAUGCGCAACGUGUCUGAGCCGACGACGCCGGACGCUGCGCUUACCCGCCAGGCCUCCAUGGGCGCCGUCUCUGUCCUCUCGCGCCAGCCGUCCGUCGGGGCGGAGCAGGCUCUCAACCGCCAGCCGUCCAUGGGCGCAAUGCUCAGCCGCCAGCCAACCGACAUCGCCAAAGCGAGCCUGUACCGCCAGCCGUCCGACCUCGUCACUGAUAUCCUCAACCGCCAGCGCAGCGGACAGCAGCAAGGCGAACAGCGCGUCGGGCCCGACGCGCAUUACGUCGACCUGAGCCGGUCGAGCGUGACGCCGUUCCAGGAGCAGCAGUACACGGAGAUUUCGCGCAGCCUGAACAUCGCGCCGCCGGGUGCUCAGACAUACCCCGACGAGAAGGCCGGGGCGCGGCCCCCGCCUGCGCCGAAGGAGGACGUCGCAUCGCCCUUCGCCGACCCCGAGGACGACGAGCAGGAGCUGACGAUCCCGGGCCACCCCCACGUCAUCGAGUUCCCCAUGACACCGCAGACGGGGGAGUCCUUUGGGACGCUACCCUCGCCGGGGCGGUACGCCGCGGCGCCGCCGACGCCCAAGUACGAGGCGACGCUGCAAUCGCCCGCGUAUGGGAUCGACCGCGUGCCGUCGACGCCGCCCAUCCUGCCUGAGAUCUACCUCCAGGAGCGCGCCUUCUCGCCCGUGUCCGACACGAACUACCCCAAUGCCCCGGUGUCCGCGCAGCCGUCCGAGAGCUUCGACCUGCCGAGCCCGCUGCCCCAGGCGCACUUUGGUGACGGUGCGAAGCCGGGUAGUCCCACGGCGGCGCGCCCGCCGAGCCCUGGGAAGCUUGCCCCUACGUCUGCCGCGCGUGCGGAGGUGUCGGGGGUGAAGAGGCCGGAUACCGUGUAUAGCAUCGCGCCCGAGGAUGCGUACGACGGGAUCUAA